Messenger RNA from Sinocyclocheilus grahami, 658 nucleotides. Its product is annotated as serine/threonine-protein kinase pim-3-like. The transcript has 4 exons. Gene Ontology annotation, molecular function: ATP binding; protein serine/threonine kinase activity. Gene Ontology annotation, biological process: regulation of mitotic cell cycle; negative regulation of apoptotic process; protein autophosphorylation. The record is from RefSeq and is a predicted model, not a curated record. Gene Ontology annotation, cellular component: cytoplasm. NCBI's taxonomy places the organism in Eukaryota, Metazoa, Chordata, Actinopteri, Cypriniformes, Cyprinidae. The annotation marks the transcript as partial.
UAAAGCAAAGGAAAUGGACAACAAAGAUGCUGGUUAUUCCAAACCCGUAAUUGCAGAAGUGGCUAUGUUGCUUAGGUUGGGAGAACCUCCAUUAUGUCCCAACAUCAUCAAAUUACACCACUGGAUUGAGAAUAAGAGGAGCUUCGUGCUCAUUAUGGAGUACCCGCAACCAUGCUGUACCUUGCAUCAGUACAUCACAUAUUCAGAUGACGGGAAUGAAGGAAAAGCACGCUGGUUAAUCUGUCAGUUAGUCCAAGCUGUGAAACACUGCAUUGACCGUGGAGUCUUCCAUGGUGAUAUCCACACGGGGAACAUCCUGGUGACUGACCACAAUUUGGAGCUCAAACUAAUUGACUUUGGUUGUGCUUAUCCAAUCAGCAGUGAGUGCGUUCUCAGCAGUGUAUAUCGAGGAGCACCACUCUACACCCCACCUGAGGUCAUAGGGCAUACCAAAUUCUACGCUGAACCAGCAUAUGUCUGGGCAAUAGGUGUUGUGCUGUUUGAAAUCUUGCACGGGUAUUUGCCAUUUGGAAGCCAAGACGAAAUACUGCGUGACUAUGUUAAAGCGAAACUGACUUUAUCCUCAGCAUGCCAUGACCUGAUUUUCCAGUGUUUGAUCCGCAAUCCAGCAAACAGACUGAUGCUACAGCAUCUAGAA